Messenger RNA from Populus nigra (black poplar), 6062 nucleotides. RefSeq lists its product as uncharacterized. Gene Ontology annotation, molecular function: nucleotidyltransferase activity. NCBI's taxonomy places the organism in Eukaryota, Viridiplantae, Streptophyta, Magnoliopsida, Malpighiales, Salicaceae. The record is from RefSeq and is a predicted model, not a curated record. The coding region runs from base 1413 to 5471 and encodes 1352 amino acids. The transcript is spliced from 10 exons.
UGUUAGCUUUCUUUACUUCCACUUCUUGCUCUUUUUUAAUCGGCGAAGUGUUUUUUUCUUAUUAUUUUUGAGCUCUUAUCUGUUAUUUUGCUUGAUUUUAUUGUGUGAAAUUCAGGUUAGGGUUUCUGUUUGUUAAGCUAAAGAGGAGGAAUUGUGGUUUUCUGUUUCCUUCUUUCUUUCUUGAUUUUCUUUAGCAGUGUUUGUUUGGCGAGCCUAACAGUUGCAUUUUGUAGUGGCUGUUAGUGGUGAUUUACCUGCAUUCUGGUUGAUAGCCAAAAAGAGUAUAAAUGUGCGUGUGCACGUGUGCCAACGUGAACAAAUUUGGUAAUGAGAUCUUUGGAUUUAUAUGUGGUUGUGGUGUUCUUGAUGCUGCAUUCGAGGUUUAGAUGUACAUAUGGAAACAUUUUUAUCAUGCUUUAAAGAGAAUUGUAUGCCUGAGUUAAUGCAUUCCGGUUCUAAUUUGGUGACUUUGUUGUGAAAUAUGAGCCGUAUACAUUGUUUUUCAAUAAUCUUGCAUUGCUUAUGUCUAGGUUCUUUGGUGGUUACAUUGAAGUUAGUAGUGUGUAUGUAUGUAUAGCCGGAUGUCCUUUGGAUGGCAGAGGAUUUUAAGUUCAAACCCAAUAAAUGGCAAUGCUAAGAAAAGGAAUGUUAGAAUGUAUGAUUCAAGUUGCAUUGUUUGUUUUACACAGGAGCUGGGCCUGGUGUCAUUCUUAAUAUCAAUAAGUGAAUUGAUGUUAUCUUGAAUCUGUCAAGAAUUGAUCAUUUGUCAAACUUGGCAAAUAAUUUAGUGAUUUUGGGCUAGUAAUUUUUAUCUUAGUACUUACCUGCCAAAAUCCAAAAGGUGGACUCCUUAUGUUUACCUUUGACAAUUUUUUUUUUAACUUUCUUCCUCUGGGUUUAUUGCCAACUGAAGGUUGUUAAUUGCGUGUACAUAUGUAUACAUGCGUAAUAGUUCUUUAGUUACCUGCCAAAAUCCAAAAGGUGGACUCUGUAUGUUUAGCUUUGGCAAUUUUUUUAACUUUCUUACUCUGGGUUUAUUGCCAACUGAAGGUUGUUAAUUGCGUGUACAUAUGUAUACAUGCGUACAAUAUGUUGGCCUGUAUAAUUUUCCUUUCUUGGUUAUACGUGUUGGGUCUUAAUUUGUUAAUUGUCCCCAUCCUACAUGUGUGUUUGUGUGCUCUGUCCUGAUAUUUAUACCUGUAGGAACGGAUAGUAAGUGUUCUGGAAUCUUAUCUCCUACUGAUUAUAAGGCUGAUAUGUUGUGGUGGUGAUCUUUUCAAUAAAAUAGAAUUAAUUUACUUCCGCUCUUUUCCUAAUAUUUUGAGAUAUGCUUAUAGAUAUUCCUUCUCUUAAAUGAUGCCUAAAGGGGAAGGUAAUUCAUACAGAUUGGGAUUGCAAAGGGUAAGUAUUGCAUGGGUGGUCUAGAGGACUCGGUCCUGCCUAGUGUCUUUUCCCCUAAUGGUCUCUUGCCUAAUGAAGCCAACUCUGUCACUCGAGCACUUGAGCUAGAGAGAUGGGCAAUUGCUGAGGAGAGAACUGCAGAACUUAUUGCUUGUAUUCAGCCCAAUCAACCAUCUGAGGAGCGCCGAACUGCUGUUUUAGGCUAUGUUCAGCGCCUUAUAAUGAAAUGCUUCCCCUGUCAGGUGUUCACCUUUGGGUCUGUGCCCCUCAAGACCUAUCUACCUGAUGGAGAUAUCGAUAUAACAGUGUUUACUGAGAGCCAGGAUUUAAAGAAAACCUGGGCUGAUGAGGUGAAGGAUAUUUUACAGCACGAGGAGAAGAGUGAGAAUGCUGAAUUUCAUGUAAAAGAGGUUCAGUAUAUCCAAGCAGAGGUGAAGAUCAUAAAGUGUCUUGUGGAAAAUAUUGUAGUAGACAUAUCCUUUAACCAGCUUGGUGGUUUGUGUACCCUUUGCUUCCUCGAGGAGGUUGACCAACUGAUAAGCCAAAACCAUCUAUUCAAGCGCAGCAUUAUAUUGAUUAAAGCUUGGUGUUAUUAUGAGAGCCGUAUUUUGGGUGCUCACCAUGGCCUUAUUUCAACUUAUGCUCUAGAGACAUUGGUUUUGUACAUAUUCCAUGUGUUCAAUAAUAGAUUUGCUGGGCCACUUGAGGUACUCUAUCGCUUUCUGGAGUUUUUCAGUAAAUUCGACUGGGAAAACUUUUGCAUUAGUCUCUGGGGCCCAGUUCCAAUUAGUUCACUUCCUAAUGUGACUGCUCUCUCUCCACGCGAAGAUGGUGGACAGAUACUCCUCAGCCAAUUGUUUCUAGAAGUGUGCAGCUCGGUGUAUGCUGUCUUUCCUAGCCAGCAGGAAAAUCAGGAGCAAUCCUUUGUUUCCAAAUAUUUUAAUGUCAUUGAUCCUUUGCGUACAAAUAACAAUCUUGGCCGUAGUGUCAGUAAGGGUAACUUCUAUAGGAUUCGUAGUGCUUUUGCUUUUGGAGCUCAACGUCUGGCCAGAUUACUUGACUGUCCAAAAGAGAAUCUGCUUGCUGAAUUCAACCAGUUUUUCAUGAACACCUGGGAUAGGCAUUGUAAAGGUCAUCGCCCUGAUGCUCCAAGUCCCGAUCACAUUGUUCAACGGCCAAUCAAGUCAAAUAUAAUUGAUGGUUCUGAGACUUUUAGAAAUUACUCAAGCAGCAAAAAGACAAAAGAGGAUCCUUCUGGUCAUCAAUCUAAGGUUGGGGUGAUUCAUGCUGCUCAUGUAUCUGAUGGUGUUUCCUCCAAGCAUGGUAACCACAUUUUAAAACUAACGUCCACACCUGGUGAUAUAUCAGCUAUAUCUGGAAAUCUAGGCCAGAGGAUGCAGGCCAACUUGACUAACUCCACAGACUCGGAUCGUAAUAAUCAAAAUUUAAGAUCCAAUAGUUUGAAUGAGAAUGCACAUAAUGAAAAGACAACAAGUUCCAGAACAGAGUACUUGGGGAAUGAAGGGCAUGCUCGAUAUCAGUUCGCAAGGACUCAAUCCAGUCCUGAACUAAUUGUUACAUCCAGUGAAGUCCCUUCUCGAGGGAGGCGUAACAAGGCAUCAGAGACAGUAAAUGGCCAGACUGCUUCUAUGAGGUCACACAAUAGUAGGAGGAGAAAUUUGGUUCCUGAGGUUUUGGAGAACCAUGAUGCAAGAUUUUCAACUGAAAAUUCACUAUCUUCAAGGCAUAGCUCAUCCCAUCAGAGCAUUGAUGCUACUGUUGAUUCUACUAGUGCUUCAAAUAGCUAUUUUGGUGAUUCUGGUGAAGGAACCACGGAAGACCACCUUUCUCUUUCUGAAACAAUGCAGUUGCAUCAGGAAGAGCAAGAUCGUGUUAACAUGGCAUCUUUCAGUGGUUAUAGUGUCAACGAACAGGGUCAGAUGCCUGUGAAUUUAGCAUCUGGUCAACCGCCUUUUGCAAUACCACCUGCUAAUCUUGGAUAUGCUCAAAAACAAAUGACUGGUACAGUUCCCAUAAAUGCUCCUCCUUUUGAGUCCCCUUGGGUGCCGAACAUGCAUUAUCAUCCAAGUUUUAUUCCAUACCCAUUUUCCCCCUAUUUUCCAAGCAUGGGAAUGACCUUGGAUCAAGAAGUGAUGAUUGAAAAGGUUGAUGCUAAAUUGGCAUCUACAGAGUUUAGGCAAGAGGUGAGCGAUCAUGGUUUUUGGUCUAAGCCAGUUGCAGAUUCUGUAAGAAAUCAACAGAAGAACAGAAGCUCCCAAUCUCGAUUGCAGGAGCAUAGGCAACCUUUUGCUUCUGUUGAGUCUAGCCAUGUCCAUUCAACCCAUGUAAGUAGCUCCGGCAGUUUCUCACCAAGGGAUCAUGAGUUAAUUACAGAAGACAGAGAUCUGAUUAGGGAAAAUUACAGUGAGGGUGCUGAAUAUCAAAUAUGUAGGGAGCCCGAUGCUUGUUCAUUGGCCAGUUUAAGAAUUGUACCCGUUUCACAAGCAUCCUCCUCAGGAAGCAAAUCUGAAGAUCAUGGUGAUGGGUCACUUUUGAGGACUCAUAAGUCAAUGAAGGGUCAGCAGGGAAAGAAAUCUUUUCCUUCUACAGAUCAACCUAUUGCACAUGGGAUGGAUAAGAAUGAAAGGCAGCAUGGAGAUGAAUCAGCUAAUCACAUAUCUUCUCAGCCAGAUGAUGAUGACAGAGAGUUGAUUCGGCUGUCAACCUCAGGCACUGAACUGUCAGAAAGCAUGGUUUCUGGUGUUGGUGCUUCUUCACAUGUUUGGACUCAUCAAAUACCUAGUUAUGAUCCAUCAUCAAUGAGUAGAUCAAAUUCAAUGCUUCCAGUUGCUCCAAUGUUUGUGGGUCCCGAAUCGCAUCAGAGAACUAACAUUAACCAUGGAGCACUACCUGUUGCAUUUUAUCCUGCAGGACCACCGGUGCCUUUUCUAACUACGUAUCCAUCUUACAACCUUCCAACUGAAGCAGGAACAUCAAUUGUAUCCACCAGAAAAUUCGAUAGGGACGAAGAAUUCAAUAAUUCUCAAAAUAAUCACUCGAAUCAAAUUUUAGAUUCAUCUGAGAAUGUGGACGAGUCACAGAAUUUAAAUACUUUCACAUCUGUGAAUAAUGCUUCUUCCUUAGUGCAUUCUGAACAGAGCAGAUCUGACAUUUUGAAUAGUGAUUUUGCAAGCCACUGGAAGAAUCUACAGUAUGGGCGGCUUUGCCAAAAUGCUCCAAAUAAAGAUUCCUUGCCCCGUCCAUAUCCUGUUGUGGUACCACCAUUGUACUUCCAGGGACAUUUCCCGUGGGAUGGUCCUGGAAGACCUGCAAACAUGAAUCUCUUCACUCAACAUAUGAAUGGUCCUCAUCUUAUCCCCGUCUCUCCUGUCCAGCCAGGAUCUAGUAGGCAGGCGGGCUUUUAUCAACAUUAUGCAGAUGAUCUUCCUAGAUAUCGUACUGGAACUGGAACUUACCUGCCCAAUCCGAAAUUAUCUUUCAGGGAUCGACAAUCUUCCAAUACUAGAAAUCAUGGGGGAAAUUACAACUAUGACCGGAAGGACCACCAUGACGAAAGGGAAGGAAACUGGAAUAACAACACAAGACCACGAUCUGGUGCUCGUGGUCAAAGUCAGAACCAAGGGGAGAAGUCAUCCUUUAGGAUGGAUAGGAGUACAGCAAAUAAUCGCCGUUCUGACAGGUCAUGGAACUCAAAGCAAGAUCCUCUUCCACGAUACCAUCCCCGCAAUUCAUUUAGGUUCUCGAACUCCACAGACCGUGGUUCUACCAAUGCGGCAUAUGGCAUGUAUCCACCAGUACCAGUUGUGACUACUAGUGGAGUUUCUGCAUCUGUAGUUAUGCUUUAUCCAUAUGACCAAAACGCGGGCUACAAUUCUCCUGAUCAGCAUCUAGAAUUUGUAGGACCAGCUCGUUUCACAGCUGAUGAGGCAUCACCACAUCUUCGUGAAGAUUCAUCAAGAGACAUUAAUGAGCAACAAGAUAUCCGAAGAGAUUUUGAUCUUUCUUCUCCAGAUCAGCCAUCCUCACCCCGGGUUCACAGGAGGGUUUGAUUACGUGGCUAGAUCAGCAUGCCAAAGAAUGAUUCAUUCACAGAAACCAGAUUUUCCUCUUGCAUAUCUGAACCGGGCAGACGAUGUGGGUGGGAUGAAGAGGAACUACACGGCAUGCCUGCUGCACAUACUUUACAGAAAGGAUAGAUACCGACUAUACCCAUUUUCAUGAAGGUCUGAAAGACGUGAUGAAGAAAUGCGAGGAAGGAGGGAGUGCACACUGUGGUAGAUGGCAAAUUGAAAAGGUGGGAAGGUCAAGAGGAUUAUUGUUCCGAGUGGCCCCCUAAUGGUUCCUGAGAGACGAGACUCGGAGGAAUAGAUGAGAAGUACAGGUUGUGCUUUAGUUUCUUCAAUACAAACCGUGGGUUUCAACACCCAUUAGGUUUUUACAUGAAAAACAAUGUUAAAAAAAUGAUUAGACAGGAAAAUAUCGAAGUUGGAUCUUUUUAAGUGGCAGAUUUCUUAGAGAAGGGUUCAAACCAAUAUGCCCAGCCAACUAUUGGAAGCCAUUGGUGUUUAAUUGUCAAUGUUGGGCAUGUUGAGUUGUAUGAGAUUCAGAUUCUAAUCAUGAAACGGUAAUUUCUCCUCUCA